CGAGCAUGUCCACACACUACUCAUCUGCGUUUUCAGACCAGCGCCUAAGAAAUGGGAAGUGGGUGCGGGGUGGGGAACUGAAGCACCACAUGAGUAGGGAUAUCGCCGCCCUUCUUUGCACUUUUGCUCCGUGACCCCGCCGCCGAGGGCAGCCCGAAAGCCACGCGCCCGAGCUCUCCACAAGCCCCGCGGCGGCGGCGAGAGGAAGCGCGCACUGCUUAAGUCCCAGUUACUAUUACUAUACCCGGCAGCAAGAGUGGAGGGGGAAAGGGAGAGGAGGGCGGCGCGCUACACACCCAGGAGGAGACCGUCCAUGUCAAAGAUGAGAUUCUGGACUUAAUGGUCUUACUGGGCAGGGAGUAGGAUAGGGGAGUCUCUAAGUGGCAUAGCAGCUGACAUUCUGAGCAGGUAUUUGGAGUCAGUAAUGAACUGGGUGAGAAAAUAAACUGAAGCAUAACCCAAACAAGACAGAGGCGUUGGUAACUUUUUGAAGCAUCCUUGCCCUAAAGCAGCAGAAUGAUGAUCGUUCUUCCUGUGAUGCUUUAUCUGUGGCCUGUAAGCGAUGCUAUUAACGAAAGGAUUUCAAAGCCCAAUAUUGUAUUAUUCAUGGCUGAUGAUCUUGGCAUUGGAGACCUGGGAUGCUAUGGAAACACAACUUCAAGGACUCCUAACAUUGACAAGUUAUCUAAAGAAGGAGCAACACUGACUCAACACAUAGCAGCCGCACCACUAUGCACCCCAAGCAGGGCAUCUUUCUUGACAGGCCGCUAUUCUGUCAGAUCAGGAAUGGCUAGCCUGCACAAAGUUGGGGUCUUCUUGUUUUCUGCUUCUUCUGGUGGACUCCCUAUGGAAGAAAUAACAUUUGCUAAACUUCUCCAGCAGACUGGUUAUUCUACAGCUCUCAUAGGAAAAUGGCAUCUUGGGAUUAACUGCAACAGCAGUGAUGACUUCUGCCACCACCCUUUAAAUCAUGGAUUUGAUUACUUCUACGGGGUGCCUGUGAACAAUCUUAGGGACUGUAAACCUGGUCACGGAAGCGUGUUUAGUGCUGGACUGAAGAUGCACAUUCGUGCAGUGCUCCAGACCACGGCGAUUGCUCUGAUCUCUUUGGCGAUACUGAAUUACAUUGGCCUUGUCAGAGUUCCCUGCAGAGUACUGGGCUACUUCUUCUUAAUAGCUGCAGUGAUAGUUGGAGUUUUGCUGCUCUUCUUUUAUAACUUCCGGAACCUUAACUGCUUCUUGAUGCGAAAUCACAGUAUUAUCCAACAACCCUGGAACUAUGAGAACCUCACUCAGAGAUUCACAGAGGAAGCCAAAAGAUUCAUAGGAAGGAACACCAAUGCACCAUUUCUUCUUUUUGUGGCUUACACUCAGGUCCAUACAGCUCUUUAUGCAUCCCAAGCUUUCAGAGGAAAAAGCAAACAUGGAUUAUAUGGAGAUGCCCUGGAAGAAAUGGACUGGAGUGUAGGGCAGAUUCUCCAUGCAUUAGAUCAAUGGCACCUACGUGAGCAGACCCUUGUGUACUUCACAUCUGAUCAUGGGGCACAUGUGGAAGAAAUAUCAGCCAACGGAGAAGUCCAGGGAGGUUACAAUGGAAUAUAUAAAGGUGGAAAGUCUACAAGUUGGGAAGGAGGGAUUCGAGUACCUGGUCUUCUCCGCUGGCCUGGAGUGUUUAAGCCUGGCACACAUAUUGAUGAGCCCACAAGUAAUAUGGAUAUAUUCCCCACAAUAGUUAAACUUGCUGGAGCAUCACUGCCCAGUGACAGAAUUAUUGAUGGACAUGAUCUGAUGCCCUUGCUUCGAGGUAUUGCUCUCCGAUCCAAGCAUGAAUUUCUCUUCCAUUACUGUAAUGCAUAUUUAAAUGCAGUGCGCUGGCAUCCAGGAAACAGUAAAUCUAUUUGGAAAGCAUUUUUUUUCACUCCAAAUUUCAGUCCAGGAGAUUCCAAUGGCUGCCAUGAUGAUCAUGUGUGUUUUUGCUAUGGAAAAUCUGUCACAUACCAUGACCCACCGUUGCUUUUUGACCUUUCCAAGGAUCCAGAAGAAAAAAACCCACUGGCACCAGAAACUGAGAGUCAUUUCCAUGAAAUCAUUCGAGUCAUUCAACAGGCAGUGAGCAACCACAACAAGUCACUGGCCGUGGUUCCGAACCAGCUUUCCCUGGAAAAUAUGUUGUGGAAGCCUUGGCUUCAGCCCUGUUGUUCUUCCUUCCUCCAGUUUUGCUAUUGUGACCAUGAGUCAAGAGAAAACAAGAAAUUGCCAGAAGCAUGACAUCGCUAAUGUACAAUCACACUGAUGCUUUAGGGAUAAACAAGAUGAGGGUGGGGAGCAGAUCAUACUUUGACCUAAAAAAAAUGUAAGGAUAUGGCCUUUCCUGAGCCUCCUUGGUGGUUUUGCUCAGUGAUGUGCAGUGAUACUAGUGCUGUGCAAAGAUUGCUCUCUCAGAUUCACAGUUCCAUAAACAGGCCGUGCAUUUUCAAGGAUGCUUGCAGAGGGACUGAUGAAAGUGUAUAUGUUUUCAGAGAAAAGCAGGAUUCCAAGGAAUGGAGCAAGCAGCAGCACCAUUAUUAACACAGUGGGGACACCAUCUUUUUUUAUCCCCAAUGCUUUGGUGUCAUGUCAUGAUGUAGCAUCAUUCCCAACAAGUUCUUAUAGGAAUAUAUGGCAGCCUGGCUGACUGGCUGCAGAGCACAGCUGCUUCCACCCUAUUAAAAUGGCCAAGACAUUGGCUGAGGGGACGGUGGGGGGCAAUUAAAGGAAGAUGCUGAUAAACCCCCUCUUGCUCUGAAAAUGUAUACGCUUUUCUUGGGCCCUCAGGGAAAAAAAUGCACAGUGAUGCUGCAAGCUCUAAAUCAGGGGUCGACAGCCUAAGGCCCAUGGGGCACAAGUAGCCCACAGGGCUCAUUUAACUGGCCCACGAGCCGCUCCCAAUCUGAGCCGCCCGCUCGGCGAGUCCCCACACGCUGUGCUAAAUU
Messenger RNA from Podarcis raffonei (Aeolian wall lizard), 2972 nucleotides. It is a transcript of the gene STS, whose product is annotated as steroid sulfatase. Gene Ontology annotation, molecular function: arylsulfatase activity. NCBI's taxonomy places the organism in Eukaryota, Metazoa, Chordata, Lepidosauria, Squamata, Lacertidae. Bases 517 to 2268 code for a protein of 583 amino acids. The record is from RefSeq and is a predicted model, not a curated record. The transcript has 12 exons.